Molecule: messenger RNA, 702 nt
Organism: Linum trigynum
Lineage: Eukaryota; Viridiplantae; Streptophyta; Magnoliopsida; Malpighiales; Linaceae
Source: the annotation of a GenBank genome assembly
AUGCACUGGUGGGAGUGGAUGGAGCGGACCUAUGCAGAAGCUCAUACGCUAAUCACUUGGCCGAUGUUUAAGGAGGAGUUGCGGUAUCAGUUCGGGAAAUUUGAAGGGUGGGCCCCGGAGCAGCUGGCCAAGCUGCGCCAGACAGGGACGGUGGCGGAGUAUAGGGCCGAGUUCUUCAAACUGGGUAACCAAUGCAAGGGUGUUCCAGAAGAGACAUUGGUGGGCCUAUGCAUGGCGGGACUCCGUCCGGAGAUUGCAGCUGAUGUCCGGGUAUUUGAGCCAGAUUCACUACGAGCUGUUUUCCGUCUUGCAGGUAAUAAGGAGGAGGAACUGGCUAGCUGGCGGGGUGUGAUAGGCCGAUAUCAGAAGCCGAGCGGAGGAGGAAGUGGUAGCGGGCCGAGUAGUGGGCUGGGGGUCCCGGCUCCGGGUCCGAGCACGGGAGGGGGUGCGACGAGUGGUCCACCCACCGCGGCCAUUCUAGCAGGACCGAGGGCACCGCCCAAGGGAUUUACUAGGCUAUCCCCUGCCGAGAUCGAGCAAAAGGGGCGAGAAGGAAAAUGUUUUAACUGCGACGAGAGGUUCACCUUUGGUCAUAAAUGCGGGAAGCCUGAUCUAAUGUUCUUGGUGGGGCGCUGGGAAGAUGAGGUCGAGGACGAAGCGGUGGAGGAUUCUGGAGCAGGGCAAGAGAAGCUUCAACCUUGA